Sphenostylis stenocarpa is the source of this 801-nucleotide messenger RNA. The record is from the annotation of a GenBank genome assembly. NCBI's taxonomy places the organism in Eukaryota, Viridiplantae, Streptophyta, Magnoliopsida, Fabales, Fabaceae.
AUGUUGAAGGUUCCGGAGCACCAGGUAGCGGGUCACAAGGCCAAGAAGGGCUUGCUGGGUCCACUCGUCGACGAUUCCGGAAAGUUCUACAAACCGCUCCAGAACAACGACGCCCGCGGCUCCACCGAGCUCUCCUUCUACACCACCCUCGCCGUCACCCCCGCCAUCCGCCGCUUCUUCCCUGACUUUUAUGGCACGGCCGUCGUCCCCGCCUCCGACGGCUCCGGGCCCCAUCCCCACCUCAUCCUCGAAGACCUCGUCUCCCCCUACGCCAAACCCUCCGUCAUGGACGUCAAAAUCGGCUCCCGAACCUGGAACGCCGAUGACUCCGAAGAGUACAUCGCGAAAUGCAUGAAGAAAGACAGAGAGACCUCGAGCCUCCCCCUGGGAUUCCGAAUCUCCGGCGUCAAGGACUCCAUUUCCUCCUGGGAACCAUCUAGAACAUUCCUCCAGAAACUCUCUGCCGAGGGCGUGGCCUUGCUUCUCAGGAAAUUCGUUUCCUCCUUCAACGCGGAGGAUUCCGAUCGCGACUGUGAUUUUGCGGCGGAGGUUUUUGGGAGCGUUUUAGAGCGGCUGGUGGAGCUGAAGGCGUGGUUUGAGGUUCAGACUGUGUAUCAUUUUUAUUCGUGUUCGGUUCUUGUGGUGUAUGAGAAGGAGAAGGGGAAGGCGAAGCCGGUGGUCAAACUCGUUGACUUUGCUCAUGUGGUUCCUGGGAAUGGAGUGAUUGAUCAUAACUUCUUGGGUGGCCUCUGUUCCUUCAUCAACUUCCUUAAGGACAUCCUUCAACCCCUCCAUCACUGA